Messenger RNA from Daphnia pulex (common water flea), 6654 nucleotides. RefSeq names its product histone-lysine N-methyltransferase ASH1L-like (gene ash1). The coding region runs from base 170 to 6181 and encodes 2003 amino acids. Gene Ontology annotation, molecular function: histone methyltransferase activity; protein binding; chromatin binding. The record is from RefSeq and is a predicted model, not a curated record. The transcript is spliced from 7 exons. Gene Ontology annotation, cellular component: nucleus. NCBI's taxonomy places the organism in Eukaryota, Metazoa, Arthropoda, Branchiopoda, Diplostraca, Daphniidae.
CGAAUAUCCGCCAUGUUGAACAGUUUUUUUCUUCUAAACAAUAAACGCUUCAUGUUUUCCGUAAAGUUGAUCCGAUAUUUAUAACAAAACAUUGUUGUUAAAAAGAUUACUAUGUAAUCUUAAAUUCGUUAAAGAUUAAGUUCUGCAUCUGCAAGCUUUGGGCUCAACCAUGGCUAACUUGAAUAAGCUUCCUGAUUUAUCAACAGUGGAUAUACAAGCAAUUCAAGAUUCUGGGCCAGUGCAUCCACGUAUUUCAUUGCCUCCACUGACUACCAUAGCUGAAAAUUGGGACUCUGUUGAACCAUCAUCAAGGAAUCUCAUAGUGAAUGACGAAAGCUGUAGCGAAGAUGAUGAUGAGAGUGAAGAAGAAGGACAAAGCCAUAGCAGUACACCUGGUAAAGUUCAAGACAGAAACUCUCAUCGUACAAGCUGCAGUAGCAGUAGUAGUGCUCCUGAUUCAGGAACAGAUAGCUCAGAAACUGAGCUUUCGAAUGCAACAUCAGAUUCUGCUGGGUCUUCGUCAAGUAGUACUGACAGUGACAGUGACUCGCAAAGUAGUGCUUCAAGUGCCAGUAGCAAGAGCAAGAACAAGAUUCAACAAGCUUCUGGAAACAACAGAAGCAAAGCAAGCUUUUCAGUGCGAGAAGCAAACUUUGAUAAAGGCAGAGUAACUUUGAGGCUUUCUACAUUACAACUAGGAAGAAAAGAGGAGAUAACUGAUAUCCCAUUAGGCAAGACUGGAAAAAUAUCUAAACAUGAAAAUACAAGGACUACCAAUGUAUCUUGUGCCAAGUCACGUGAUUCAGAAAGUCUAUGUUCGAACUCAAACAAUCAACUUUGUAGUAUAAUUAAUACUACAAAAUCCAGGCCUAAUCAAAAUCCUACAAUACCUGCCAAGCGCACUAGGCAGCUAAGACUAAAACCCAGUCCGGAGCCUUUAAAAUCUGAAUCUUCGAAACUCUGUCGCAGUGGCUCGUCAAAGUCCAUCGCCUAUUCUACAACUUUGACGAAGACACAAGAUAAAACAAGAGGGAAAGUUCUUGAAGCUUCUGUUUGUAAGAAACAGGAAUGCUUACCUACAGCAGUUGAUUAUUAUGGAACCAGCAUCACUGCUGUAAAAAAGGACCAUAACCAACCAAUAACGCCAUUGGUUCGACCUCCACUCAUCCUUUCUUCAUCCCAACCGACUGCUGUUAGCCUAGGUCCAUCUAUGAGUGAUCUGGAUUCUGAUAGUGACGAACUUUAUUUGCCUGCCGUCAGUGAGGCCAUUCGUAUGCUUGACCUCGACAGUCAAAGAUCGCCUGCCAGUCAGAAUACAACUGGACCAUCUCACAGUGCAUCAACAUCUGGCCAUCCCUCAUUGCCAAUCAAUCUCGCUUCUAAUGUAAGUGGAAGUGCCUGGCCCUCUGUAGGAUAUUGUUCGAGUCUUCUGCAACAAUUCGUGGCAAAAUCACAAUCCGGAGAGCCACCGCCACCUCCUCCAACUUUAAUGCUACCGACAAAAGGAGCGCGGAAGUGUUUCCCCCCCAAUGAUGAACCUUUGCCUUUGCCAACGUUCACUAGUACGUUGGAUCCCAAAAGUAUUAAGCGUGCGACUGAUACGACAAAGCCAUCUUGCUUCACAGCCAUUACCUCCGCCUCUCUUCAUUCUUCAGUAAGUGUUGGUCACGCAGAUCAAGAGCUGGACAUGAUGGUACCGAUGCGAGGCCUCGAUUGUCAUCCUUCGCACGUUUCACCUGACUCAGGCAUCCAAUCCGUGUCUGGGUCACCAUUCAGCGUUCAUAGUUCGCCGGUUCAUCCUUCUGGAGCAGGGAAUAAUCAAACUAAUGGUCAGUCACAACCUCUUGUCGCAUCUCCCUGCCCUCAAAUCACCUCACCAAGCCCACCUCUCCGUCAAAAACAAACGAGUAAAAAGUCUAAUGGCAAUCAAAAGAAUUCGGCUGCUAGAAGUAAAGACGUCUCUCCUCAAGCAACAACAAAAGUUAAAAACAGUAGUGGUCGGCAAAACGGGAGUAGAGGUAGACGUCCCCGUUCGUGUCGUGAUACUGCCAGUGCCCUGUCUUCCGGAUUAGGAAAAGAUAGUAGCAUAGUUCAGGCUAUUCAGCGCGGAAUGAACGCCGCGCUUAGGCUAAAAAGUAAAGAUGCGACAGAAAAAGAAAUAACUUGUCCAACUGAGGUGGUUGCCACCAACGUCCUUCCUUUAAUGCCUUCUAAAAGUUCACGAAAGAAAAAGUCUGGCAGAAAUCAACAAAAAAUUGCUAAUGCUCAAGCAUUAGAAUCUAUUAAAACAGCUGAUUCAUCGACUUUUGGUAUUGAAGUAACAUCACAACUUCAUUCAUUGACGGCUAAAGGCAGUGAAGUUGAAACAAGCCCAGCAAUGUCACAUCCACAACAACCUAAACUGAAAUGUGAGUUAAAAGCUACAGCUACCCGUUCUCCAUCGCCGCAAAUAAAAAAUAAGAAGAGGAAGAAGAAGCGGAAGAAACAAAAGAGCAGUGUUCAUGAUCAAGUCUUUUUAGCUCCGGUGGAUCCGAAUUUACAGAGCAAUUUGGAACAGUUGUGUAGACGAUUGGAUCGUUGCGUCAUCUCACGAUCGGUUGCUCAAAAUGGUUCUGUGAGUAGUGACGUGAGGCCGUGGAUCUUCCAAUGUCGGAAAUAUAUCGUCGUGAACGGUAACAUCAGUGGCAGCGGCCGAACGAAACGCAAGAAGGUUGUUGAAGACAUAGCCAUCCAGUCAAACGUCCAAACUAUUGUAACAAAGCGCAAGGGCAAAGCUAAGAAGACUGGGUUGCAAUCACCUCCUGUCGCAGCGAUUUCAAAUACUGAAACCAGUAAAGAGGACGAACCUUCUACUGCUACUUCCGCUGCGUCUGUUGUUCUUUCAACAGUAGAAUUACUGUUACCUUUGAAAAAACGUCAUCACCACCACCUGGCUACUUCCGCCGAAACUCCAGUAGUAGAGCCUGUUCCCGCCAAUUUACAUCAAAGCGAAGCUGCCAUCGGAAAACCUAGUCACGAGCAAGUUCUCAUCAAAGCAGGUCAACACCAAGUAAAUAGUAGAAAGCGAGCGGCCAACAGCGAAUCGGUAGCAACAGUAGAAACGACAGAAUCAGUGGGCUUUGAUCGAGAAGUUGAAAGCAAAGUUCAUUUAGCCUUGAAUCCGAAAAACAAAAAAGGGCGGUGUAGUAAAAAGGCGAAAACGGAUUCGAAAAUGGACGCAAAAAUGGCUGAUAUUGCUGAAAUAAUUGAUGCUGUUGCUGCGGCACCUGUUAACCAUGAUCAUGAGGACAUGAAAACGCAGAUGAAUUCGUCUACUAUACCUACUCCUGUAAUACAAGGAGAAAAUGAUGUAAUUGGAGAUCAAGUAGCUAAGAAAAAACAACGCCGCCGUAAGACUUUCAACAGAACAGGUUUUCCCAGUGUGAAGAAGAAGCGCAAGAAACCGCCCAGUCCUAUUCCUCCUCCUGUUUCUCAACCCCUAUUCAACAAAGAUGAAAUUGAUCAAUCGGCCUGCCAUACAACUUCCCGACAGGCAAAAAGAGCAAAACUAAUGCCUAGUAAAGAUGAUGACGAUGAUGGACUUCUUCCGGAGCCGACUAGUAGUGAGGCGCCUUCGGGCGAUGAAUCCAAUCCAAUUCUUCCUCUUCCUACAAACAAAAGUUCACAACCCAAGAAGCGUCGAAUGUCUACUGUGAGGAAGCGUUAUUUACCAGCCGGUCUGCUUUCAAAUUACUUUAAAGAAAGUCCCGAAUCCAGUAGCUCAGCAAGUUCCGUGUCUACUGAUCGAACCAAACUCUUGACAUACGAACCAGAAGAACAUGAACAUGGUCUAUUACCUCCACCAUUCUACUGCGAGCGCAUUCUGCGUAGAACUAAACGUGACUUUCAAUUGCCGUUCGACGUAUGGUGGCUUCACCAACAGGGAAAGCUUCCCGAUCGUGAUAAUUUGGUUCCUUCUUGGAACUACCGAAAGAUCCGGAGCAACGUCUACUAUGACGUCAAACCUCCGUUUACCAAUGACGCUGAAGCUUGCAAUUGUACAUUACCACAGCCCGAGGCCGAAGAUGCUGAGGCUCAGUGCUGUGGCGAUGACUGCCUUAACAGAAUGGUAUAUACAGAAUGCAGUAGUCAGAUGUGUCCGGUGGGCGACAAGUGUAUGAACCAACGAAUCCAACGUCAUCGCUGGGCACAGGGUUUGGAGCGUUUCAUGACCAAAGAGAAAGGAUGGGGAGUACGGUGUCGCAACGAACUUAAAACGGGUGUGUUCAUUCUUGAAUACGUCGGUGAAGUCGUUUCGGACAAGGAAUUCAAAGAGAGAAUGCACACAGUCUACGUUCACGACACGCACCACUAUUGUCUUCAUCUCGACGGUGGGCUUGUUAUUGACGGACACAGAAUGGGAGGCGAUGGUCGCUUUGUCAACCAUUCCUGCGCUCCCAACUGUGAAAUGCAAAAGUGGAGUGUCAAUGGAUUACCUCGCAUGGCCCUAUUUGCUCUCAGAGAUAUCUCACCCUUGGAGGAAUUAAGUUACGAUUACAACUUUUCCCUUUUUAAUCCAGCUGAAGGUCAACCGUGUAAAUGCGGUAGCCCACAAUGUAGAGGCGUAAUUGGUGGGAAAUCACAACGAGUCAGUGUGGUCCAAGAUAUUGAUGGAUCAAAGUUACCACAAAAAUUAAGUCAACAAAAGCGGAAACGUAAGACGCAACUUCAAGGCAAAACAAGUCUAUCAAUCUGUUCGUCAUCGAUUAAUUUGCGUCCGCUGUCGACACAGCAACGAUCCUUUGUUCUUCUGCACCGCUGCUUUCUGCUUCGAAACUUGGAUAAAGUGCGAGAUUGGAGGGAUCGCCAGAAAGAUCGGAUGAAACAAGCAAAACAGCAAAACCAAAUCGUGGGUCGUUCUCGACGCUUCGUUUCUAGACCAAACAUUGAUCAAGAGAGAGACUUGAUUCUCACGACACUGGAAAGAGACUUGGCGCUUCAGGAAAACACGGCAACAGACAUGGAAAAGUCAUCCGAGCCUACCUUGGAUCUGCAAAUGUUGAAGAUGGAAGAAAAUCAAUCUAAUACAGAGGAGAUCGUCCGCUGCCGUUGUAGACUUUACGACGACGAAGGUUUGAUGGUCCAGUGUGAGCAGUGUGAAACAUGGCAGCAUAGCGAUUGUCUCGGCUCUGGAAAAGCUGCCGCUGUGGAUGCUGAGCACUAUGUGUGUCACGCCUGUGCUGGAUUAUCUCUCUGCCCCGACGAUCUAAAGAUUGUUCUGGUACCGCAACCGGAAAACCCGCCUGAAGGACAGACUUACUACCUUUCGCUUUACUACAAAGAUUUGCAUUUGCGACAAGGAGAUUGUGUGUAUGUAUUACGUGAUCACGACACACCGGAUUCUGAACGCACGCUUUGGAAUGGUAUAAAAGAAGCAUACCCGUUACCCCGACCUCCGCAUCAUUUACCCUCGCACAUCAAACUUCCUAAUCUGGACAUUUUUCAAAUUGAAAGAAUGUGGACAGAUGAAAACGGGAAGCAGUUUGUUUGGGGUCACCAUUUUUAUAGGCCACAGGACACGUACCAUGAGCCUUCUCGGAAAUUUUUUGUAAACGAAUUGUGUCAUUCGCCAUUGGAAGAAGCUAUUCCCAUUUGGGCUGUAGUUGGUCGCUGCUGGGUCUUAGAUCUUACAACUUUCUGUAAAGGUAGACCUAUCGAUGCUGUAGAGGAGCAUGUUUAUAUUUGUGAAUACCGCGUUGACCGGACAGCAAGCCUAUUUUCAAAGAAUGCCAGAACUAAAUUCCCCAUCUGCACGCGUCGCUUCGCCUUUAAGAGUUUCGUUACACGACUCAAACCACAGCGAACGUAUCAACCUCAUGGAGCUCCCCCGAUUAACAGCCGCAAAGCAACGGAAUCACCUGCUGUUAAAUCUGCCCCGAAAAGUGAAAAAUCGGGGAAGGAAAAGGUGAGGAAGUUGAAGCAAGAAUCUUCUACCAUGCAACAGCCACCACCAUUGCCUGCUCAAGCACUGAUAAAGAUUGAAGAUCAAAAAUUGCGGCUUGACAAGCUUCUCCGCCAUCUUUUAAUAAAAAAGACUCCUGAAGGAUGUCCCACCGAAGACGCUACCCACUUGCUACAUCGGGGACGUGGGCGUAUGAGAGGACGCCCUCCCAAACGGAAAUCGUCCAGUUUAACAACAUAGUGGAUCAGGAAAGAGGAAAGUAAUUUCCAUACAGAGACACACUCGGAGUUCUCUCUAUCUUUGCGAUGUGUAUUCUCCCGAGUCUAAACAAAAAAUGUGAAUCAUCGAGUGAGUUUCCUUCUUACUUGCUGCAAACAUGUACAGUGUUAAAGCUUUAAAUUGUGCUACACUUGUCCUUUUUCGUUAAUCGCACGAUGCUUUCAAUCGCUUCACAGCCCCCAUCACAUCUUUCACCAUCAAUGCUUGAAGCUCUACAAUAUCCCUCCUGCACAUCAAACGAAAAUGUAAAUACAUUAUACAACUCUGAAAUGAUACUUUAUCUGCUUUAGUCGGAUAAUCGCUGUCUGCUGAUUAAGUCAUCAGCAAUCUCAUUUGAAAGAAAUUGUUUUAGCGAUGGAAAAUUCGGUUACGUGCUUUUUUUCCCUGUCCCUUUCUGUUUUGGUUUUAUGAAUACAAAUUUUGGAAAAUGUGAA